Ustilago hordei is the source of this 4287-nucleotide messenger RNA. Its product is annotated as related to TCB3 - protein localized to membranes, bud-enriched. Bases 1 to 4287 code for a protein of 1428 amino acids. Lineage: Eukaryota; Fungi; Basidiomycota; Ustilaginomycetes; Ustilaginales; Ustilaginaceae. The record is from RefSeq and is a predicted model, not a curated record. The transcript has a single exon. Gene Ontology annotation, molecular function: lipid binding.
AUGGCAUCCUUCCUCAAGCACAAGGACUAUGCGGUCACUGCCGCCUCCGCGGAUGGACCUACGGAGGCGCAGAUCAACGCUGCUCAGGCACAGGACGCAUCUGAGCACGCAGCCGUCAAUGCUCGUUUGAGGCAGAACGAAGCUGCCGGCGCCCGAGUUUUGGAGUUCGACGAGAAUGCUACUCCCCAAGAGAAGGCAGCUCAGGCUGCCAAGGCUAUGGACAAGCUUAAGCCCAAGAAUGCAAUGGCCACGAAGCCAGACGACGGUCAUGAGUUGGCCUCAGACCUGUACGGUAAGAAGGUCGAUCCUACACUCAACCUGAAAGACGUCGAGAAGCUCAACGAGAAGGAGAAGGGGGUCCCAGGUUCCCUUCCUGUCGGUCAGCCCACCAGCAACCUGCCACCGGGUACGCAAGCCGGCUGGCUAGAUGUUGCCCUUGCUGCUCGAGGUCUCACUCCACAGCAAGCCGUUUCUGCAGAUGAUGAGGCAAAAGCCGAUCUCAUCAGCAGCUUCGUUAGCGAUGCCUACCUCGGACAAUUCUACAUCAAUGCCGCCAUCAUCAUGUUUGCCGUUCUCUUCACUUACUUUGCCACAAUGCUUGGCGGCGGUAUCCCCUCUCUGCUCAUCAUCGGCGCAUUCUGCUCGACCUACUACAACACUAGCAUUCGGCGCACUCGCCAGCGUGCUCGAGACGACAUCACUCGCGAGCUCUCCAAGAAGAAGAUGAUCUCGGAGCAUGAAUCUGCUGAAUGGAUCAAUCACUUCCUCUCGCGCUUCUGGCUCAUUUACGAACCUGUUCUGUCCGCUACCAUCAUUGGCAUUGUCGACCAGAUCUUGGUGCAGAACUGCCCGUCUUUCCUCGACUCGAUCCGCAUGACUACCUUCACUCUCGGCACCAAGGCGCCCCGUAUCGAUGCGGUUCGUACCUUCCCUCACACCGAAGAGGAUAUCGUCAUGAUGGACUGGAAGUUCAACUUUACACCCAACGAUGUGCUCGAUCUCACCGUCAAGCAGGCCAGUCAGAAGGUCAACCCCAAGAUCGUACUGACGGUUCGAAUCGGAAAGGGCUUCGUUGGUGCAGGACUUCCCAUCUUGCUCGAAGACAUCAACUUUGUCGGUAACAUCCGCAUCCGCAUGAAGCUCAUGAGCGCCUUCCCACAUGUGCAGCUCGUCGAUCUCUCCUUCAUGGAGCCGCCCAAGAUCGACUACGUGCUCAAGCCUAUUGGAGGCAACACGUUCGGCUUCGAUAUCGGCAACAUCCCUGGUCUUUCCGACUUCAUCCAAGGCCAGAUUCACGCCAACCUCGGUCCGAUGAUGUACCACCCCAACCUCUUCACCAUCAACUUAGAGCAGAUGAUGUCCGGUGCCCCGCUUGACACGGCUAUCGGUGUCCUACAGGUCAACAUCUGGUCCGCACGCAACCUCAAGGGUGUCAAGCUUGGUGGCGGUACGCCGGACCCGUAUGUUGCAAUCUCUAUCGAUGGUCGCGAGGUGCUUGCAAAGACAGCCGUCAAAAAGGGCACUGCCAACCCUCAGUUCAAGGAGACCAAGUUCGUUCUACUCAACAACCUCAACGGCAUGCUUACCAUGGCACUCAUGGACUUCAACGAGCACCGACCCGACUCGAACCUUGGUCAGGCUGCUUUCGACCUCAAGGAGCUCAUGGAAGAUGCGGAGCAAGAGAAUCUCAGCACACCGGUCAUCCUUGAUGCAAAGGAGCGUGGGGAGGUGCAGUACUCCUUGUCUUACUAUCCCGUCGUCAAGCCCGAGGUUGGAGAAGACGGCCAGCCCAAGCCGCUCCCCGAGACUCGUUCUGGUAUCGUCCGCUUCACUCUUCACCAGGCAAAGGAGCUUGACAAGCGUUCUGGCUUUAGUGGCGAGCUCUGCCCCAAAGGUCGAGUCCGUCUCAAUGGUCAAAAGGUCAAGGACACUUUGGUCAUCAAGCGAUCCACCAACCCGAUCUUCGAAAUGCCGACCGAAUUUCUCGUCACCGACCGCAAGAAGGCCGUUAUCACAGUCGAGAUCUUGGACGACCGUGACCUCCGAUCCGAUCCUGUUGUUGCUCACGUCAGCAUCCAUCUUGAAGAUCUUCUGCUAGCCAAGGAGAAGCAGCAGGACUGGUUCCCUCUCAAGAACUCUAAGGGUGGUCGCGUCCGCAUGUCCGCUGAAUGGAAGCCAGUGCAAAUGUCAGGCAGCAUGAAUGGCAGCAGUGGCUACACACCUGCCAUCGGCGCUGUCAAGUUCUGGGUCAAGCGCGCCACGGAUGUCAAGAACGUCGAGGCCAUGACUGGAGGCAAGUCCGACCCAUACGUCCAAAUCCGUGCUCGAGGCCAGACCGUCGACGCAAGCACCAUCGUCAACAAUAAUCUCAACCCAGAAUGGAACGAGAUCCUGUAUGCACCUGUCCACUCGCUGCGUGAGAAGAUCUCGCUCGAAGUCAUGGACUACCAAAACACCAGCAAAGACCGUUCCCUCGGCGCCGUCGAGAUUGAUGUUGCUCAGCUUGCCACCGAAGCGACUGGCACCGAUCCACGCAUCAGGUACGCUGGUACAGGUAAACAGGUGCACAAGGACAAGAUUCACCUGGGACGUGGUGUAUACAAGGGUCAGAUCGAGUUUGACUGCGAAUUCUUGCCAGCCGUCAACAUCAAGGGCGCUGAGUUUGACGAGCGUGAGAAUGAGGUAGCCGCCAAGCGCGGUGCAAUUAUCGAGGAAGAGGAAGAGGAAGAGGAAAAGCCAGCCGCCAACGCUUCUCUCGAGUCCACUGCCGCAAACGGAGCCAAGCAGACUAAUGGCACAUUUGAUUCGAACGGUGCCAAUGGAGCUUUGGCCAAGGGACACAUGAAGAAUGCAGGCUCGAUCGCUUCGAUCGGCAGUGUCAAGACAGCCGUCAGUGGUCGCCCAUCUACGGCGACGGACAAGGCUGACGAGGGUGUAGUGAUGACCAAGGAGCAGCUUCUCAACGAGCAGUCUGGUAUCAUUGUCUUCAACAUCUUGCAGGGCUCCCUGCCCCAGCACAAGAAGCACGCUCGUCUCGAGGUGCUCUUUGAUGACGGAUACUGGCCUGCGUACCUGACCGAGAAGGCUCGUUCUUCCAACCACACUUGGGACGAGGUCGGAGAGUCUGUGGUCAAGGAGCUCGACUGGUCCAAGUUCCUGCUUAAGUUGCGAACAGGCGAUGGCGACGAUGACGUCUUUGCUGAGUUUGCCGGCAACACAAAGGAUGUCCUGGAGAAGGCUCUCAACUCACAGUACGAGUUCCGACUCCUCAACAGCGCAGGUGCUCAGGUUGCCAGCGUCGUGAUCGAGUGCAAGUACAUCCCCAUCAACUUGCAUCUCGAGCCCGUUGAGAGCGUCAAUAAUCAGGGCUUCUUGCGUGUUGACCUUGUCCACGCCCGCAAUCUGCGCGCUGCCGAUCGUGGUAACAAAUCAGACCCCUACUUUACCUUGGUCCUCAACGGCGAGCGCAUGGCCAAGUCCAAGGUGGUCAAGAAGACACUCAAUCCAGACUUCAACGAGAACUUGGGAGAGUUCAAGGUUCCAUCUAGGGUUGCUGCUGAAGCCAUCUUUGAGGCUUACGACUGGGAACAGGUCGGUACACCCGACAAGCUUGGUCAGACUCAGGUGGAUCUUUCGGUGCUGGAGCCAUUCGAGCCUUUCGAGAAGACGUAUCCUCUCACUGGAAAGGGUGCGACCGAGAAUUCGGAGGUGACGCUUCGAUUUGUGUUCAAGCCUGACUUUGUAACCAACCGCGAACGAAAGGGAACGAGUAUCAGUCGCACUUUCACGCACGGUGUUGCCGGAGUUGGACGUGCUGGAGCUGGAGGUGUGCUGGCAGUCGGCACCGGCGUCAGUAAGGCAGGGUUGGGGGUCGGUAAGGCUGGAUUCGGUGUGGGAAAAGGUGUGGUCGGCAUUGCUGGCAAAGGUGUUGGCGGAGCAGUCGGGAUUGCCGGUAAGGGUGUCGGUGGAGCUGCGAAGGGUGUCGGCCAUAUCGUUCGUCCUGGUGGUCGUAAGGUUUCGGCUGCCGAGGCUGGACUGGGCGAUGAGCUGAUUAUCGACCCUGCUACGGGCGAGGUGGUUGCACCGUACGCUGCCGAAGGCCUGCCCAUUGCUUCGAGUGGCUCGGGUUUGCCUGCCAGCCUCGGCAUCCCAGUCCCACCCAUUCCUGAGGAUAGCGCAGCGGAUGCCAGCAUGGACAAUGAUACGCGUUCGAUGGCCGAGUCUCAGGGCACACCAUCAAAGCGCAAGUCGAGGCUGCACAACCCGUUCAAGCGUCACAACAACUAA